This is a messenger RNA of Peronospora matthiolae, 474 nucleotides long. Lineage: Eukaryota; Oomycota; Peronosporomycetes; Peronosporales; Peronosporaceae. The record is from the annotation of a GenBank genome assembly.
AUGACCGUCAACAACUACACGGAGACGUUUUCGCCUGUGGUCAAGUAUGUGACGCUGCGAAUGGUGAUCGCAAUUUCCAAGCAUUUUGGAUGGCCCAUCGACCAGCUUGAUGUGGUGACAGCUUUCCUGUAUGGCGUCAUGAAGGAACAAGUGUUCUGCGUGAUUCCUGAAGGCGUCGAACUUGACAGUACGUUCGACUGCCUGGAAUUGGUGAAGUCAAUUUACGGCCUCAAGCAAGCGUCGCGAGUGUGGAACGAGACGUUCGACGAGUAUGUGUGCUCCAUCGGAUUUCAAGUAUCGGACUUCGACCCAUGUCUCUACAUCAAGACUUCGGACGGCCAUUGCGUGUUUAUACUGGUCUACGUGGACGACGUCUUGGUGACUGGAAGCUCGCUCGAGCUGAUUGCACAAACCAAGAACGACCUGAAGACGCGGUUCGAAAUGACGGACAGCGGCAAGUGUGUUGUAACUUGA